This is a messenger RNA of Cicer arietinum (chickpea), 1254 nucleotides long. RefSeq names its product basic leucine zipper 9. The record is from RefSeq and is a predicted model, not a curated record. Gene Ontology annotation, molecular function: DNA-binding transcription factor activity. Lineage: Eukaryota; Viridiplantae; Streptophyta; Magnoliopsida; Fabales; Fabaceae. Gene Ontology annotation, biological process: regulation of DNA-templated transcription.
UCUUAGUCCCUUUUCUUCUUCUUUUCUCUCUCCUCUUUUUUUUUUCUCUCUCUCCGGCGAAAUGGAACCAAAGUGGAGCACCAUUCUCGCGCCUUCUUCAAUUUUCUCCGGCUUCGACGAUCUCAAGUGGAUCACAACGGAAUUCGAUCACGAACUUUUCACGAAGCGUCCAAUUGCCGGAGGAAUCGAAACAGCAAACGAAUCAGCGAACGACAACGACGUGAAACCGUUUAAGGUGGAUCCGUUCACCGUCGUUGGCGAUGUUUGCUCCGGUAACCUCGCUGACGCCGCCGAUUUUCAAAAUCUGGAUGCAGUAACUUCAUUUUCGACUUGUGGUGAAGCUACAAAUAGUACUUUUGUAUCCUCUCAAAACCUCACUUCCAAGCAUUCCACCAUCACUCCAACUAUUGAUUCACAAUCAUCCAUUUCUGCUACCGUAACAAGCCCAGUGUCAGCUAAUAAACCAACAAAUCAAGCGAAAGGGGUUAUUACUACAAGUGGUUCCUCACGUGAUCCUUCUGAUGAAGAUGAUGAAGCUGGUCCUUGUGAACAAAGCACCAAUCCCAUUGAUAUGAAGCGCCUUAGAAGAAAAGUUUCUAAUCGCGAAUCUGCCCGAAGGUCUAGAAGAAGAAAACAAGCCCAUUUGACAGACCUGGAGGUUCAGGUUGAACAGCUGAGGUUGGAAAAUGCAAGCCUAUUUAAGCAGCUUACAGAUGCUAGCCAACAAUUUCGUGAAGCUAACACUAAUAACCGAGUGUUAAAAUCAGAUGUUGAAGCUUUGAGAGCUAAGGUGAAGUUAGCAGAGGAUAUGGUAUCUAGGGGCACUUUACCGACAUUUAACAACCAACUUCUCCAAAAUCAGAAUCAAUUGAACACCACAUCACCACAAAUCAACACUAGUAAUCUCCGCUGCAUGCAACAUGUUUCGCCGACCAUAACCAUCCAUGGAAAUAUUGCUUCAUAUGGUGUUAGUGGACAUAACUCAGCUAUUGGACUUGGAGAUUUUGAUAUAACUUGCAAUGAUUUCAACAAUGGAGUCAAUAGCGAUGCUGUUAGCUCUUUGACUAGUAUAUGGCCUUAACUAUUAGAUUAAUGGUUGUGUCUCCCUUGUUUUAUAUUUUUAGAUUUGCAUGUUAUGUUAUAGAAAAUACUAUUUUCUAUGAAAGACUAUAAUAUAUAUACUUGCUUGGUGUAUGUGUCAAAUGGUUCAUCUUUAGUAUCCUUCCUCUUGAUUAUUUGUUAAACUUAGUUACU